Pelobates cultripes (western spadefoot toad) is the source of this 615-nucleotide messenger RNA. NCBI's taxonomy places the organism in Eukaryota, Metazoa, Chordata, Amphibia, Anura, Pelobatidae. The record is from the annotation of a GenBank genome assembly.
AUGCGGGCCCCGGGGUCGGACCGAUUCGCCUGGGAGGACCUAUCAAUCGUCUCCUACAACGUACAUGGCCUCAACAUACGAGAGAAGCGCUCCAGGCUUCUGCAGGACCUUAAACACUACAAGGCAUCCAUAGCGUUUCUCCAGGAAGCACACUUGCAGGAAGGCCGAGCUCCAGCACUGAAAGACCGCUAUUAUCGACGGGGAUACUUUAGCAACAACCCAGACUGGCGUACACUAGGAGUAGGCAUUCUCUUCUCUAGCCGGAUCCCGUAUAUAGAACAAGCGACGCACAGGUGUAAACAAGGCAGAUAUAUCUUUACGAGAGGCACCAUUCUAGACCAGACUUACACCUUCGCCAACCUCUAUUCCCCAAACUCAAAGCAACACCACUUCCUACGCACCGUGCUCAACACACUGAUGAAAUUCACGGAAGGCACCCUAAUCAUCGGUGGUGACCUAAACCUGACACUACACCCCGAGCAAGACUCGACAGCCAAACAAGGGUCCACACCGGAAAAUAGAAACGCCAGAACCCUCCCCACUAUCCACUACCAUCAACUCGCGGACUGCUGGCGAGCACACUUUCUACUCCAUGACGCACUCCUCAUACUCUAG